Molecule: messenger RNA, 549 nt
Organism: Dendrobium catenatum
Lineage: Eukaryota; Viridiplantae; Streptophyta; Magnoliopsida; Asparagales; Orchidaceae
Product: antifungal protein ginkbilobin-like protein
Exons: 1
Coding region: 73-459 (128 amino acids)
Cellular component (GO): plasmodesma
Source: RefSeq, a predicted model, not a curated record
ACCUUCAACUUCUUAUAAGUAGGAAAUUAACCCAAUCCAUCACCAGAAACCAAAUACUUGAAAUUUGCUCUAAUGCCGAAGCCCCCUUUCCUCGCCGCACUGCUCCUCUUACUGAUAUCGUCCACACCAUCCCCCGCCGCCUGCAGGAGUUCAUUCGUCUGCAACCUCGUCAAUUACACCGCCGGCGACCCCUUUUCCAUCACCCUUAACUUAUUGUUCCCCGACUUGGUCGAGGGCGGGUCGGUCCAACCAGGUGAAAAUUACUACAAUAACUACAGUUACCCAUUCUCUCCGGCCUACGGCCGCUCCUCGUGCUCCGGCAGCCUCACGCCCGGAAUUUGCAAGUUUUGCCUUCAAUCAACCGUUGCGGCAUUGAUAAUAAGGUGCUCUAUGGCGGUUGGAGGUCAGGCUAGGAUCGAUGACUGCGGCAUCCGGUACGAGCAAUACGAGUUUCUCUGAUUGGUUUUGGAGCUUUAGGAUUGCGUUUUGUAGUUUCUGAUUUGAUGAUGUUAUUAUUGGUGUCGAUGCACUGUUUGAUGAAUUUCCCAA